This is a messenger RNA of Adineta steineri, 1494 nucleotides long. The record is from the annotation of a GenBank genome assembly. NCBI's taxonomy places the organism in Eukaryota, Metazoa, Rotifera, Eurotatoria, Adinetida, Adinetidae.
AUGAAUUAUCAACGAUACUGGUAUCGAUAUAGAUCAAAGAUUAUUUGUUUAUGUACCAUAUUUAUAAUAUUUUACAUAUCUUAUACAUCUUUACAUCAUGUUACCAAAAGAAGAUUCACAUUUAAAAAUGGUUUUGAACAGGAUUAUAUUCAAGAGGAAGUAAAUAAAUAUCUUCAAAUAAAAAAUGAAUAUCAAUUAACUGGUAUUAUACUUCAUUGGAAACGUUUAACUGGUGUUCAACAACUUCUAAGAACAAUGCUAGAUUUUGAUGAUAUGUUUUCAAAUAUAAUUAUUUGGAAUAAUAAUCCAACUAUAAACUUAACUUUUCAAGAUUUAUCAAUUGAUUCUAAUGAUCGUGUUAUAAUAUUUAAUUCAGAUGUUAAUAUAAAAGAUCUAGCAAAAUAUCGUGGAUGUGCAUUAGCUAAAACAAAAGCUUGCUUUUAUGCUGAUGAUGACUGGGAUGUAAGAUUGUAUGCAAGAAGUUUAUAUUCACAUUUUCUUCUUGAACCAACCAUACUUCAUGCAAUAACAGAUCAAUUUACUUAUUUUACUAAUUUAAUGUGGUCAUUUUUCGAUGAAACCAUUGAUUUACAUACUGGUUUUAGUUGGAUUGGUUGUGGAUCGAUUUUUUCGCGUGAGAAUGCUAUUCGACAUCUCGAAUACUUAGAUUAUUUUCUCGAUAAUGAUGAGCAUCGAGAUAUGAUGCCACAAGGUGAUCAAUUUUUUUCUAUUUGGAUGAAUCAACUUCCCGCUCAAUUCAAUGGACGUAUGCUUCAUUCUGAUGAAGGUGCUUCAUCAUCAUUUGAAAAUUUUGAUUUUGAAAGCGUACAAUAUAAAGCAUCAGUUUUAUCUAUUCAAAUUCUUGAACGAUCUCUUCGUUCUUCUCAAAAUUCCGAAUUAUUUGAACGAAAACGUGCAUCAAAUACUUUAGUUACAUACACAAAAUCUCCCUGUUCAUAUAAUGAUAAAUUUAUAUUUUUUACUAGUUGUUUACCAAUUGAUAAUCUCAAACAAAUACCAUUUAAUAUAACAACUGACAUUAACCGUGGUACACGAGCAAAUUUACCUAAUAUGCCGAAUUGUCCAUAUAAAGAUGUUCAUACAUUUUUUGAAGCUUUUAAUACAGCUAAUGCUGUUGAUAAUGAUAAUAAAACAUGUUGGAAAACACAUCGUUAUAUAAAAUCGGGAGAUUUCUAUGGUAUUGAUUUUCAAACAAUACAAUUAAAUCGUAAUCUAUCAUUUUCAAUUAAAUAUUCACAUAAAAAGUCGUUACAAAAAAGAUUAGAAAUAUCAAUAUCACUUGAUAGUUAUACAUGGAUUUCACUUCCUCAACAAAAUCAAUCAGGAAUUAUCUAUAGAAAACAUUCAAAAUUAGUUAUUUUUCAUACAAAUUUAUUUCCAUAUGGUUUUCAAGUAUUUCGUUUUAUUCGAUUUAUGUCAUUAAUAGAUGAAGAACGUGUUUUUCGUAUUUGUGAAGUACGUUUAAUUGAUUAA